This is a messenger RNA of Aspergillus campestris IBT 28561, 2139 nucleotides long. RefSeq names its product ketopantoate reductase family protein. Gene Ontology annotation, molecular function: oxidoreductase activity. Gene Ontology annotation, cellular component: cytoplasm. Lineage: Eukaryota; Fungi; Ascomycota; Eurotiomycetes; Eurotiales; Aspergillaceae. The transcript has 6 exons. The record is from RefSeq and is a predicted model, not a curated record. The coding region runs from base 1 to 2139 and encodes 712 amino acids.
AUGGCUCCUCCACCGCGCCUGCGCAUUUUAUCAGUCGGGAGCAAUGCCAUUUCCGCCUUCCUCGCUUGGAGACUUCAGGCAACAACCUCGUGCGAUGUGACCCUGGUCUGGAAAUCCGGUUUCGAAUCGGUGGCACAGUACGGUGUGUCGUUCAAAUCGAAAUCCUUUGGUAACGAGCGUUUCAAGCCUCGUCACGUCGUCCGAUCCCCCGAAGAAGCGGCCUCGAGAGAGAAUGCCUACGACUAUGUCAUCCUGUGCGUCAAGGCGUUGCCCGAUGUAUACGACCUCGCGGCUGUCAUCGAAUCCGUCGUGACCCCCCAACACACCUGCAUCCUCCUGAACACGACAAACACCAUCGGUGUCGAAUCACACCUGGAACAACGGUUUCCGACGAAUGUCGUUCUGUCGCUGGUGUCCGGGGUGGAGGUCUCGCAGAUCGGUGCCAGCGAAUUCGAGCAUCUGAAUUCGUCCGACCUCUGGGUGGGCGCAACCACCAAACAGUCGACCAUUCCGUCCUCGAUUCAGAACGAUAUGGCCGCCGCAUUGGCCAUGACCUUGGCCACCGGUCAGGUGGAAUGCAAGGUUUCCGAAAACAUCCGCCAAGAACAGUUUGAGCGCAUGAUAGGACCGAUCGCUUUCUACCCAACUAGUGUAAUGUUUGAUACCCCCAAUCACUCCCAACUCCUGGAGAAGAUUGGGGUCCGUCCGCUGGUGACGGGCAUUAUCGACGAGCUGCUCCAGCUGGCCAAAGCCAACGGGUGCUCGUUCCCCAACGACUUCGCCGAGAAGGUCAUCGAGAAGAUGACGGCCAAUGGCCCCCCAAGCCCCAUGUAUCAGGACUUCCAGUCCCGCCGGCCGAUGGAGGUGGAAACCUAUCUGGGCUCGCCCGUCAAACUGGCAAUGAUGAACGGGCACAUGCGCCCGGGGCCCGGGGGCCGGCCCGGACCCCCGGGGAUGAUGCCGCCUAUGCGGCGCGGUCCUUCGGGUGGGCCGAUGCCCAUGCCGGGCCCCAUGUCCCGCCCCCCCAGCACGCAACCGCCCCAGGGUAAAAUCCCCCGCGAGCCCUCCUUGGAGGGUCUGGAGGAAUUCAGUCACCUGGUCCUCUACGACGACGCCGCCGACGGUGCCUUGCCGCCCGCGAACGCGAACGGAAAUGGAAACGGAAACGGGUUCCCGGACACGUCCCCCGGGGGCGGCCCCCCGUCGCAGGCCGAGCUGGCCUUGCGGGAACGCGAACUGGCCCUCCGGCAGCGAGAGUUGCAGUUCCGGGAACAGGAGAUGAGCAUGCGCCGCGGUCCCCCCCGUCCCCGCCCUCCGCCCAGCCGAGCCGCCUUCGACGAGGAGGACGAGGACGACUUCUUCGACCCCAUGGAGGGCUUGCCGGUGCCGCAUAUUGACCCCGACAAUGUGGACAUGAUGAGUAUGACCUCGCGACGGGCGAAGAAGGGCCCCAGUGCCAGCCAGAUCCGCCGAAACCCGGAGAUGCAUAUGAACGGCGGCGGUGGUCCUCGACCGGGAUCGUCGUUCCGGAACUACUUUGGCCGGAAGCGUGCCAGCGAUCGGAUCAUGCAAGAGAUCCCCGGCCUUCACGAUUCGCUCAUGGACAACCCGAUGAUGGCGUACUCGUCCAACCGGUACGGCUCGGUCGAUCGGAACCAGAUGAAUGCGGGCUCGCGUGCCAACUCCCUGACGGCCAGCCGUAUGGGCGACUACCCCCCGCACCCGCAUCCGCAGAGUCGGAGAAAUAGCCACUCUCCCGCGACGCCCUUCGGUCCUCCCGGUCCGGGCCCCCGCAUGGGCCGGCCGUCGAACGGCCCCGAUGCCAAUCUGGGCCCGCCCAACGGCUAUCCGCCUCGCGGUGGUCACCCGUCCCCCCCUGGACAGGUGCGCGCGCCGGUGCCCAGGUAUCCCCCGGGGCAAGGUAAUGCGGUAGGUCCGCAACAAGUUGAACAACAUUAUGGGGUGAGCAACUCGUUUUCCGCCAAGCCCACUCCCAAGCAUAGAAGUCUGACCGGAAGUGCGAGCGCCAGCGCGGAGAGUGGUGAUAGCGGGGCCAGUGCCAACAUUGACUCCGGCAACUCGGCCCACAGCAGCCAAAUCAGUCUGGGCGCGCAGCAGGCCUCGACGCCCGUCCCUUGA